UAAUCGGCAAAAAAUAAAUAAAAAUUGAGGUGUGUUCUAGCAGCUUAGGGAGAGGGUUAGGCGGUAGCUGCUUGUUCUCGCGCCGUAUUGAUUGAUACCAGAAAUUAAAAGGACAGAGUCCGUCUCUCUUCCGAAUUUGUGGAAUCAAAUCAGUGAAGAAGAACAACAGCAACCUGUUCCAUAAGAGAUUAUUCGAAUAGGGAGAAAAAAACGAUGGCAUCCAUUUACCUCUCGAUAUGUUCAACUUCGAAACCCCUAGCGGCGCCACCUAAAUCUGCAGGAAGAGCAACAGCUUCAGCGUUGUCGUCUUCAUCUUGUUUUAAAAGCCAAUUUUGCGGAUGCUUUGUGGCUGGACGAUUGGUUUGUUCCGGGAGCAGGAAACAGAAGAAGCAGAUGCAGGUUGUUUCUAUGGCACCUGAUGAAGAGAAAUUGACUCGCCGAAGUCCUCUCGAUUUCCCUAUCGAGUGGGAAAGGCCGAAGCCGGGGAGUAGGCCUGAUAUAUUCCCGCAGUUUAGCCCUAUGAAGACACCGAUACCACCCCCAUUGCCCUAUGAUCCUCCUGAAGAAGAUGAGGAAGAAGAAGAAGAGAAAAAGAAAGAGGAGGAGGAGGAAGAUCCUGAAAAGGAAGAAGAACCAGAUAAGCCCGAGAAGCAGUAGUAUUGAUAGCAGUGUGGUAGCUUUGAAUUUCUUUUGAAUUGUCUAUCAAUUCGCCAAGUUUUUGAGAGCCAAGUCUAGCUUUUCAUUGGCAAUAGGAAGUGGAUGAAAUGUAGUAAUCAUCCAAGGUAGGGUGAUGUUAUGGCUGGUAUUUACCAGUAUGAGCUGCAAAGAUCUUGCUAUGGGACAUAAUACAUGGCAAAAUGCGAUAAAUAGAUGUUAAUUCAUUGCUGUGUUGAAGUUUUAAAUA
Messenger RNA from Populus euphratica (Euphrates poplar), 904 nucleotides. RefSeq names its product coiled-coil domain-containing protein 9. The record is from RefSeq and is a predicted model, not a curated record. NCBI's taxonomy places the organism in Eukaryota, Viridiplantae, Streptophyta, Magnoliopsida, Malpighiales, Salicaceae. The transcript has 2 exons. The coding region runs from base 214 to 657 and encodes 147 amino acids.